This is a messenger RNA of Plutella xylostella (diamondback moth), 2225 nucleotides long. Its product is annotated as LETM1 domain-containing protein 1. Gene Ontology annotation, biological process: intracellular monoatomic cation homeostasis. The record is from RefSeq and is a predicted model, not a curated record. Gene Ontology annotation, cellular component: mitochondrial inner membrane. Gene Ontology annotation, molecular function: ribosome binding. Lineage: Eukaryota; Metazoa; Arthropoda; Insecta; Lepidoptera; Plutellidae.
GUUUUGUUUUGAAGUUGCUGCUGCUGGUGAUACGAAACGAAAAAUAUUAUUAAUUUUUUUAUAAACAUGCCUUUGCAUAGAAUCAAAUCGGUUUCCAAGUUACUUUUCCAAUGCAACAGAUACUAUUGUUUGGCUUUCCCGAAACAACAUGAUCUAAGCUCACGUAGGUUUAUCAUGACAUACCCACCAAUGUAUGCUAAAAAAGCUCUUAAACAAGAAAAAGAAAAGUUUAGAACUUAUGUAAUACAACAAUAUCUUGAUUAUCUAUCAAAUUAUGCCAAAGUAUUAGAACAAAGGUUUCCUUCUGCUAUGAAAAUGUACAGAGUUUUCAGUGUUGGCAUUAAAGACUUCUAUAAAGAUUUAAAAACAUAUUUAUCACUACGAAUAAGAUUAGCCAGAGAUCAAGGUUUCCAAAAUAUGAGCCGUCAAGAACUGGAACUCUAUGUUAAAAUGCCCGGUGAUAUGCUACGAAUAGCUCCGGUGCUCAUACUCUCUGCCAUACCUUUUGGAAAUUACAUCAUAUUUCCUCUGGCCUUCCUGAAACCAAGGGCACUGCUGUGUUCACAUUUCUGGUCAAUACAACAGAAAGCAGAAUUCUCUGUUAUUGAGCUGAAAGAAAGACUAAGACACAAUCGUCCAACUUUCCGUGCGCUACAGGCCAAGCUCGAGAGCAUACCUGAUGUGGUCAUGAAGGAGAAGUUCAGGAAAAUCAUUGCCAUGCUGGGGUCAGGCGUGCAUCCGAGUGCUGAGGAAAUUAUCGCCUGCAAGUUACUGUUCUCACAAGGACCAUACCAUUUGAGUAACUUGAGCUAUAGUCAUUGUGGUCAUCUAAUACAGAUUCAUGGUCUAAGAAAAAGUGUGUUUCGCCAAAGUAAAUUAAAGUACAGAGCUUUUUUACUAUUGGAAAUGGAUAAGGCCAUAAUUAAAGAAGGUGGUGUUGCAUCGUUGAGUACGGACGCCUUGCGGCACGCCUGCCACCUGCGCGGGCUCCACAGCAGUCACUUGACUAACAGUGACAUGAUACUCUGGCUGGAGCAAUGGCUUGUAAUCUCAGAGAGAGUGGACAAAUCCUGCUACUCACUGAUACUGCAUUGUCCACUAUUUUUAGCAUACAAUCAUCCACAAAACUGGAUGCUUAUUUAUUAGGUGUUCAUUAAUUUAAAUGUUAUUUGUGAAACUGGAAAGUCUUGCGGAUUUUUCAGAUGAUCUGUUUACGCCCUUGGGCCUGAUUAACAAUAUUAAGUUAAUUCUAAGCCAUAGUCCGUAUACAGAAAGAAUGCUUUUGCCAGUUAAACUUUAAAUGAGAUUAAAACACCCUUAUAAAUUAUCAUUUUGCACAAUGUUCUGUUCUUAUAUGGGCAAGCAGUCAUACAGAGACAGAUAUGACGAAUCUUAGAGGCUACGGAUCCCUAAAAAGUGAACAUAGGCUGUCUUCCACUGUACAAAGUACCCUUGUUAUUGUUACUCUUAUAACUCCGUGAAAAUAAUUGGAUAAUGGCGGCCGUACUUAUUUACAAGCGAGUGUAAAAGUAUUGGCAAGACCUAGAUUAGAGCGAUAUACCAUGAUUCCGUCCGCCAUUAUAAUUGUGAUUCAUUAUGCACGGCUGUAUUUUAAUUUUAUCAGAGCUUUACUAAUUAUAUUGUUAUGCGUUGAGUUGGAUUGUUUUACCUUGUUACAUAAAUUGUGUAGUUAUGUAAAUAAAACAAGAUUAGUAAAUUAUAGUUAUCGUCAUAUUUUAUUUAUCAAUCCAUUCAGUAAGGACAUAGGAACAUAAGUAGGUACUUCUCUAACGAGAAGGUACUAUAAUAAUUUCUUAGAAUAUGGAAAUACUGCAUUCAUUACAUUAAAUUAAAUAAAACCACAGUAUAAAAUUUAGGGGCCAACAUUAAAAAACCUGUAGUGUCAAUCAAUGUCGACUUGUAUUUUGAAUACUUUGAAUAAUUUUUAACAUCAAUAUUUUAUAUCCCUAUGGCCUAUAAAUAUCUAUAAACCUAACACACACUACCAACAUGGCGGUGCUAUACGGCUGGCUACUCGUGACCAUGCUGCUGGCGAGCUGGACGCCCUGCCUCAUGAGAGGGUGCUGGCGGUGCCCCGGCCCGGUCUACGCCAGGGACCGGAACAACCGACUGUAUGUGAUAUCGCCGACGGGAGGAUGCUGUUUAGACAGAUAAAUAAUGUGAAGUUUUUGUGAUUGGUCAUGAUAAAUUAUUGGUGUCCUGUG